Messenger RNA from Synchytrium microbalum, 2109 nucleotides. RefSeq lists its product as uncharacterized. The record is from RefSeq and is a predicted model, not a curated record. The transcript is spliced from 6 exons. Gene Ontology annotation, biological process: respiratory electron transport chain. NCBI's taxonomy places the organism in Eukaryota, Fungi, Chytridiomycota, Chytridiomycetes, Synchytriales, Synchytriaceae. The coding region runs from base 1 to 2109 and encodes 702 amino acids.
AUGGCCCCUGUCGCUGAAGCAGUCGACUAUCUGAGUUACGAGUUCAACAUUCAGGACCUCCAUAGUUGCUGGCGAAACGCAACCAAACAUAAGGACCAAAUCAUCAACGGACGGAGAUUGGAAAAUGCUUCAUGGCGUAAAUUCUUCCAGAUGAAGUUCAAUCUAAAAACCGCUGAUCCCAGCAUCCUUAAUUGGCAAAAGGAUAAUGACGUUUGUUGGCUGUAUGGACCAUUCUUCUCCUACGAACCAUUGCCCGUCAUCGAGGCUGCUGCUCUAGAACGAGAUCUAGCUGAAAAGGCUAAUAUGAUGGGUGCAAACAUUGCCAAAGAUGCCGCUGCUCUAGCUGCUGAUGGCACCCCUCUAAGGCCUGCUUUGAAGAAACGCAAGGAAAAAGACGAUAUAUGGUUGGCGUUGAGAGAAAAGUAUCUAGCCAAUGGUGGUAAUCUGAGGCCUGAAGAUCUGCAGGCCUUUGCUUCCCGUGACCCAUCGCCGCCGGCUCCCACUGGUCGUGGGGCAUUGUUUUACUUGUCUGAUUUCCCAUCCCGAUAUGUAAGCAAGGAAGGAAUGAUACCUAGGGUAACUAGUGAAACAUGGACUUCUGCAAAAUGGGACCGUGUCAAUCCAUGGGACCAAACUACUGCUACAACCACCACCGCCAACACUCGAGUUAGCCUAGUCGUCCCUGAAGAGACAUCUCCUAUAGAAGAAGACGAAUCGUCGUCACCUCCACAGCAAUCACAACAACGAGGUCGUUCUUCUAGAACUGGUAAAAAACCUCGAGUAAGAACGGCCGACUCUCCAGACUCGAUUGAUAGUGCAAAACAUAUAAGAUUCUCUGAAAGGGUCGAGGUCAAUGACUUGUUGGAUUCAGCCGAAGAACCGUCUCCUCGUGAAGAGUCGAGUAUACAGGAUACACCUAAACGUAAUAUAGUAGGCCUCAAAAAACCCAUGUUUGAUCAAUCAGAGAGUGAAACAGACGAUGAACCAGAUUACUUUGUUGCAAAGGGUAGCAAGUUUGAUGGUAUAGAAAACAGGGGAAACUCUCCAAUACGAGGUAUCUCACCAUCACCAUCAACUGAUACACCACCGUCGUCGCAACCGUUACCACAACAACCAUUACCACAUCCAUCGUCUGCUAUAAGUGAGAGUCUUCGACGUAGAUUAAGUACACCCACGACAGCUGAAGACUCUGACGAUGAGAAUGAAGGGCUAAUAUAUAUCAAUGUCCGCAAAUCACCCAAUCUCAGUAUUGUGUCUCAUCCAUCAGAACAUCUGCCCUCAGGGCCCGCUGUACCUGCCGCUUUGACAUAUGCCAAUUCGUCUGGUAAUUUAGGUGGACUGAAGCGAACAACGUCUACUGGUAAACUGUCACUAGCAUUACAACAGGCGACCCAAGUCCAACAAGACAGGUUAAACUCGGCUCCUGCAACCUUGGCUACCUUUGACUUCCCAACAAUGCAACCAGCAGCACCUGGAUCGUAUCAGCCGCCUACUAAUAAUUCAACAUCAAUUGUCGCCAAUGCUCCGUUACCGAUAUUACCUAUAUUAAAACAUACGUCUGAACAAACCGGCCAAGAGCCAACAACGAGUCUACCAUCACCACCACCAUCAUCCGCAGGACCUGAAUCUACGGGAAAUAGUCCAGCUGUUCGUGAAGACGAGGAUGAAAGUUAUGUAUCUGCUCAUGCACCUGAAGAAUAUACUGUAGGUGACCGAGUCAAUGAUGUCUUGAAUAAUGCUUAUGAGGUAGCACGUUGGCUUGGAGCAGCGGUUUCGAGUGGGACAACAGGAUUCUACGGCCUGCCAGUCCAUCCAAACCCUAGACCAGUUCUCAUCUCUCUCUACCAACGAAUCCUCCACACAUCGCAACGCCUCCCACAAGAAUCCGUGUAUCGUCAAUCCGCCGAAUCACUAGCCAAACACCGUCUAACUAUUGUCGAAAAGGAAGAAGACGUGUCCAAGAUUGAAGCUCAGAUUAAUGCUGGACAGGUUGAAGAGUUAAUAAAGCAGGCUGAAGAUGAGUUGGCGUUGAUUCCAAAGAUGGAGGCUUGGAAGGUAUGGGAACCACUAGAAACUCCUCCUGAAGAAGGACAAUGGAAGGGCUUCUAA